This is a messenger RNA of Harpegnathos saltator (Jerdon's jumping ant), 1642 nucleotides long. RefSeq names its product glyceraldehyde-3-phosphate dehydrogenase 2. The record is from RefSeq and is a predicted model, not a curated record. The transcript has 5 exons. Gene Ontology annotation, molecular function: glyceraldehyde-3-phosphate dehydrogenase (NAD+) (phosphorylating) activity; NADP binding; NAD binding. Gene Ontology annotation, cellular component: cytosol. NCBI's taxonomy places the organism in Eukaryota, Metazoa, Arthropoda, Insecta, Hymenoptera, Formicidae. Bases 20 to 1171 code for a protein of 383 amino acids. Gene Ontology annotation, biological process: glucose metabolic process; glycolytic process.
GACGGGCCGAGUGGCGGCGAUGGCGCACGAAGCGCGGCGGUUACGCGAAUCCUUCGCGGACGUGCGCCGCUUAUAUCAGCGCUGCCUGUGCCCUUCAAAUGACACUACUUCGUUAGUAACGGCGGCGGACGGAGCUUGCUUUCUCUCGCGUUGCAAUCAAGAAGACGACAUGAGCAAGAUCGGAAUCAACGGAUUUGGCCGUAUCGGCCGUCUCGUGCUGAGGGCUUCCCUGGAGCGCGGUGGUCAGGUCGUCGCCAUCAAUGAUCCCUUCAUUGGCCUUGAUUACAUGGUCUACAUGUUUAAGUACGACUCCACUCAUGGCAGAUUCAAGGGUGAGAUCAAGGCCGAGGAUGGCUGCCUGGUCGUCAACGGGAACAAGAUCGCCGUCUACAGCGAACGCGAGCCGAAGGCGAUUCCAUGGGCGAAGGCCGGCGCCGAGUACAUCGUCGAAUCAACCGGCGUGUUCACAACCAUUGAGAAGGCAUCCGCUCACUUGGAAGGCGGCGGCAAAAAGGUCAUCAUCUCCGCUCCGUCGGCCGAUGCACCGAUGUUCGUCGUCGGUGUGAACUUGGAAGCUUACGAUCCGAGCUGCAAAGUAGUCUCCAACGCCUCCUGCACCACCAACUGCUUGGCGCCUCUCGCCAAAGUAAUCCAUGAUAACUUCGAGAUCGUCGAAGGCCUCAUGACCACCGUUCACGCGAUUACGGCCACUCAAAAAACCGUCGACGGACCUUCUGGCAAGCUGUGGCGUGACGGUCGCGGUGCGGCGCAAAACAUCAUUCCCGCAGCAACCGGCGCUGCGAAAGCAGUCGGCAAGGUCAUUCCGGCUCUCAACGGAAAACUCACCGGCAUGGCCUUCCGUGUUCCUGUGCACAACGUAUCCGUGGUCGACUUGACGGUCCGGCUCGCCAAGCCCGCCACCUACGACGCUAUCAAGGCCAAGGUAAAGGAGGCUGCUACCGGCCCCCUGAACGGCAUCCUGGGCUAUACCGAAGACGAUGUGGUCUCGUCCGAUUUCAUCGGUGACAACCAUUCGAGUAUCUUCGACGCCAAGGCUGGCAUAUCUCUCAACGACAACUUCGUGAAGCUGAUCUCGUGGUAUGACAACGAGUUCGGUUACUCCAGCCGAGUCAUCGAUCUGAUCAAGUACAUGCAAAGCAAGGACAACUAAAUAGCCCUCAGAAAUCGAUUUAUUCAUUUAUGUCCUCCUCUAGCUCCGAUCUCGUCACUCCGAUGGUCAAACAGUUGUGCCGGCAUAUCACUGUUGUAUGAACACCUCGUAUUAAUCAAUCGUUGUUGCUAACUCGUAACGCAGAUAUACACGAAAUAAAACAAAGGGUGUAAAAAAAAAUACUUCGUCAUACAGUCGAGAUGCGGUCGUAGCUGAACUGAUGUGUUCUCGUCGUCGAUUGGGAGACAAGGCAGGCUCUAGCGCGUUUAUCCGUAUGUAAAAGUCCACAUGUAUCUGUCUUGUAUCGGAAUUAACUGGUCAAUAGACCGUAAAUGUAAAUGUGAACGUCUGUAACGUGAAUGUUGAUGCGGCAGAAUCUAUAUAAUCGCGAAAUUCGUGUUUACAGCAGAGAGAGAUCUUAUGAUUUCAUUCAUCGUAAACGAGCAAACAAUUCCUGAUGAUUAAUCAUAC